Messenger RNA from Ailuropoda melanoleuca (giant panda), 5457 nucleotides. It is a transcript of the gene USP6NL, whose product is annotated as USP6 N-terminal like. The record is from RefSeq and is a predicted model, not a curated record. Gene Ontology annotation, biological process: regulation of GTPase activity. Gene Ontology annotation, molecular function: GTPase activator activity; small GTPase binding. Lineage: Eukaryota; Metazoa; Chordata; Mammalia; Carnivora; Ursidae. Bases 1785 to 4337 code for a protein of 850 amino acids. The transcript has 16 exons.
UGGGGUCUACCAGAUCCGGGGGAAGGGGAGCCCCGCUGCCUCCCCCUCCCCCCGGAGCAAGCUCCGGUCCCCGGGAGACGUGUCUCCCUUGCAAGUUUCACUUGCGUCCUGCGGAGUCCAAGUGGGCAGGACUGAGGCAAACUUCGCUCUUUUAAAUUAUUGCCUUCGUGCCGCAGAACUUUGUUUCGACUAGGCUAGAGGAGGAUGGGGUGAAUGAGGGAUCUGGAGAGCCUGGAAAUCUGUGCGCUUUUGCAAAGUUUGCAAAGUAGUUUAGAGCUAACAGCCGUGUGAUGGUGCGGCAUAUCUAAUGCGUGAGAAUGGUUGCUCGCAGGUAUUUUAAUGCCAGGAAAUUCGAGCAGUCUGUGAAUCCACAUUUCUAUAAAUUGAAAGACAUUUCUAUAAAUGGGGUGUAAAGCUCUUCCCGCCCCCCCCUUCCCCGCAUUUUAAUCCACUGUUGCUUUUUAGUCAGACGUUAACAGGAGUGAAAUGAGUCCCUUAUGGGACUGAGAAGGAUGUUUGAAUUGGGGCAAUAUCCAGUCAUGGGAAAUAAUGUGACACAAAUGGGGGGGGAAGUGGGGACACGAUCUUAAAUAUUUUGCUUGCUGGAAGAAAGCGAUUUUAAUCCUAUGUUAAUCCAUUUAUAAAGGGAAUUAAGUCUCUUGGAUACAUACUUAAUAUUUUGUAGUCAGAAAAGUUGAACAGAACUUUAAAGAUCAUUGUGGACAAUCCCCUCAUAUGUUGAAUCUCUGGGAAGUUCUAUUAGAGGGAAGUCAGGGUACUUUUUUCUCCUGUGAAGUCAUUUUAAUAAGAAUUAAGCUAGCUAGUAUCAAAUGAACAGUGGUGUAUUUGCUUUUCUCACUCUGUCAGACCCUAAAAUUAAAAAUACUUCUGGGUUUGCCGUUUUUGAUAAUAAAGUUUGUAAACAUAGUUUAUAUUUUUACUUAAAAUGAAUAUUGACCCUAUGUUGCAUUCUACAUAGACAAUUGAAAUAUGUCAACAUAUAAAAGAAAAAAAUUAUGCUAAUAAAGGUAUGAUUUAAUUUUUAAAAGAAAACAGGUAUCCUGGGUUAACAGAAAUUCCUUUGCUGAUUAUAUAGAGAAUUAGUGAGUCAUCACAAAGGUAUUUGAAGAAGCAUCUUUUGCCAGACAUUAAGAACUCGGGCCCUGAGUCUUGGUGUUUGUGUCUACUUACUGUUUUGAGCUAGCCUGUCAGACUCCCUGGUGUACUUGUUUCUGAAAAGGAUAGCCCAUUCAUUGCCAGUUUUAUCAGUGUUUUGACGUGAAGUGUCUCCUAGUGAGGACAACUGCCACUGGCUAAACAAGCCAGUAUGUGGAAGUGUCAGUUUUGCCACCAUCUGGUAAUGGACUGGUCAUCCUUAUCGUUUUUGGAGAACCAAGACAACUUCCUGGCAGGGUGAAUUCAAUCUGGGCCUCCAGUGCCAAGCAGAGGUUGUAGUGGUGAGUCUGGGCCACCAUGCGCACAUCUAUCUCGAGUUCCUGUUAUGUUUUGUAAUCUGAAGGUGGUUGGAAAAGAGGCCAGUAAAUUAAAGUUAGUGGAAAACUGAAAACAGAAUUACUUCGGUUGAAAUGUGCUAGGCAUGUUAAGGGGGUCUGAAGCUGGCAGAAGACUUUGCUACAAUAUUAGAAGUUUGGAAAUUGCUACUUCAGUUAGAAAGAAAGAGGACAUGUAUUCUUCUGAGAAGCCUUGGGCAGCAGAUUUUGGUUUACUCUCCGAUUGGGACAGCCUACAGAGACAUUUCCAGUCAUGAUUUUGGUAUCUGGGUAAUGGUUGUCUCAGAAAAUGAGUGUAGAAGGAAGUAUUCCCUCCUCUUCAGCUUUUUGGAAGAGUUUGAGAAGGAUUCGGACCAGGAUGUAGCCCUCAAACUUGCUCAGGAGCGAGCUGAAAUAGUUGCUAAAUAUGACAGAGGACGAGAAGGUGCCGAGAUUGAACCUUGGGAGGAUGCUGAUUACCUUGUUUACAAAGUCACAGAUAGAUUUGGCUUUUUACAUGAGGAGGAGCUCCCGUAUCAUAAUGCAGCUAUGGAACGGCAAAAGCAGCUGGAAAUUGAAAGAACUACUAAGUGGUUGAAAAUGCUAAAGGGAUGGGAAAAAUACAAGAACACUGAAAAGUUUCAUAGGAGAAUUUACAAAGGAAUCCCACUCCAGCUCAGAGGUGAAGUCUGGGCUCUGCUUCUGGAGAUCCCUAAAAUGAAAGAAGAGACAAGAGACCUCUAUAGUAAAUUAAAACACAGAGCACGGGGUUGUUCACCUGACAUCAGACAAAUUGACCUUGAUGUCAACCGCACAUUUAGGGACCAUAUUAUGUUUAGAGACAGAUAUGGUGUUAAGCAACAAUCCCUAUUCCAUGUUCUUGCUGCAUAUUCUAUUUAUAACACGGAAGUUGGAUACUGUCAGGGGAUGAGCCAGAUCACAGCUUUGCUCCUUAUGUAUAUGAAUGAAGAAGAUGCCUUCUGGGCCCUGGUCAAACUAUUCUCAGGCCCCAAACAUGCCAUGCAUGGCUUUUUUGUUCACGGUUUUCCUAAACUCUUGAGGUUUCAAGAACAUCAUGAAAAAAUACUGAAUAAGUUUCUAUCCAAGCUUAAGCAACACUUGGAUUCUCAAGAAAUCUACACAAGUUUUUACACAAUGAAAUGGUUUUUUCAGUGUUUCCUUGAUCGUACUCCCUUUACACUAAACCUCAGAAUAUGGGAUAUCUACAUCUUUGAAGGAGAACGAGUUCUUACCGCUAUGUCUUACACAAUCUUAAAAUUACACAAAAAACAUCUAAUGAAAUUAUCUAUGGAAGAACUUGUAGAAUUUCUUCAGGAGACCCUGGCAAAGGAUUUUUUCUUCGAAGAUGACUUUGUAAUAGAACAACUUCAGAUUUCUAUGGUAGAACUAAAGCGUGCAAAAUUAGACCUUCCAGAACCUGGUAAAGAGGAUGAAUAUCCAAAGAAACCUUUGGGACAGCUUCCACCUGAAUCUGCUUGCAUUAGUCACCUGAGCAAUGGACAAAGUGUGGGCAGGUCGAGUCCCCAUAUGAGCAGCAGAAGAGAGAGUGGCUCAUCACCUCACAAAAAACAUGAGCAUUCCCCUCACCAUCAGAGUAGAAUUGGUACACCAGAACGUGUCAGGGCCCCAAGACGGAAAUCAGACGAUGAAGACAGUAAAAAGCUUAAAGAUGAAGCAGAUCUUCAAAGAAAACUUCCAUCAGGUCCACAAGACAGUUCCAGGCAAUAUAAUCAUGCAGCUGCUAACCAAAAUAGCAAUGCCACUUCAAAUACCAGGAAGGAGUUUGUGCCCAAAUGGAAUAAACCAUCAGAUACUUCGGCUAUUGAAAAAACUGCCAAAUAUGCCAUCGAAGGCAAAAGUAGGUCUGCACACCCCACACUUACAGUCACCAUCCCAAGUUCUGCUGAUACUCGGGUGUCAAACGUAAGGCAGAAGAUGAAGGUUUUGGAUGCCGAUGAAGGGAAACGGGGCUCUAAUGCGUCCCAGUAUGAUAACGUCCCUGAAAAUGACAACAGCGCUUCUAUUGAAGAGGCCCUAGAAAGAGCCUACUCCCAAAGUCCGAGGAACGUGGUUUACUCUCACAGCCCCAGGAAGCAUGUGGAGCCAAAUUCUAGUCCAUCGAGAGUAUCAAACAAGUUUACUUUUAAAGUGCAGCCUACAGGUUAUGCAAAAUACCCAUCUCCGUUAGAUGGGGAAGAUCGCAGGACAGUGUGCCCUCCAUCCUACAGUAACCCCCCUGUUUACCAUGGAAAUUCUCCCAAACACGUCCCUGGUGUUAACAGCAGCUUUGCAUCUCCACAGUUUACCCAUGGGACUCAGGUGAAUCCCCCCCGGAGACCUUAUGGUUCUUCUCUUUCAGUCGAUAUCUCUCCAGAGAAAUCUUACAGCCGCCCCCUCCCUAUUGUGCUGCCCUCUAGCCGCAUAGAAGUUCUUCCUGUUGACACUGGUGCCGGGGGGUAUUCAGGCAAUUCGGGGUCACCAAAGAAUGGACAGUUCAUCAUUCCUCCAGUGGAUUAUCUGCCAGAUAACAGAAAGUGGUCGGAAGUCAGUUACACAUACAGAGCCAAGACUCACGGACAGCUGUGGACUCAGGAUGCUAAUCGUGGCCACUUGAGCAAUUUACCAAAAUAUUCCGCCUUUCAGCAUGUUCCCUUUCAGGACCAUAGCCUCCCGGUAGUUUCAGUAGAUAGUCCAGUGCGAUACAGAACUUCCCCCGGUUUAGAAGAUGCCAGUUCCUCUGGGUAUCAAUAUUCAGGGCCCUCGCCGCCAGUGUAUCACUACAGAAAUCGGGAUGGACUUUCUAUUCAAGAAUCAGUAUUGCUGUGAGAAUUUAUAUAUACUUGGUAAAGACAAGAGAAUAGAAACCAUUUGGAACCUACAUUGCUAUGUUUAUAAUUGCCAAAGCAGUAUUUUAUACUAUUAUAAACAUCCUGCGCAAUUCCAGUGUAUGCUAGUGAUAAGAAUAUACAGGAGCGUUCAUCCCCGGUAGAUGCUGCUGACGGUGAGCAUUUUUAAAUUGCAGCAUCACCGAGCCUGUUCAGAAGAAUUUAACACGGAAACAUAGCAGUAGCAUUUAGGGACGCACGCAUAAUGAUAAUUCAGACUCAGUGCCAUUUAUAUCUUUCUUCAAAACCUGAGUUUUGCGCCAUUAGCCCAUCCUAUUUUGAGUAACGUUACAAAGCACUGAAAAACUGUGUAGAGUAGAUAUUUUUAAGGCUAUAUGUAGUGCGUGUGUGUCUUUCAGUAGAUACCAAAAGGCUUCCAUGCACACACGUUUGAACACAGAACUAAAGAAAUGUUUUAAAAAAUUAAUUUCAGUCUACAUCCAUGGAAUAAUUUACUAUUCUUCCCUUCCUUAACUUGUCUUUCAUCCAAGUCCCCCCCCUUAUGUUUUCACCCGGGUCCUAGAGUGCCGUUGGGGUUUGCCCUGACCUCCUUCAGCUUCCUGCAGUUGUGGCCAUUUUCUUUCCUUCUGAAAAUUAAAGAUGCUGGAAAGAAAGGCUCACCACUUAAUGGUGCUUAAACCCAGGGCACUUGGAGUAAGUUUAUGGCCAAAGGCGGGGCGCUGCUCGUCAUCCACGCUCAGUUUGAGAGCAGUUUUAGUGCGUUUGUGCCCUUUGUUCUGGUCUGAGCCUUGUAAAGCUCAGAGCAGAACAUUCCUUGCCAGAUGCAGAGGCAGUGCUGCCGUCCCGGAUGCCAGCAGGAGAGGCUGCACGUUGCUGUCUUCAAGCACUCACACAGGGCAGCCGAACAGACUCCUUGGAAAUCCAGUUGAAAGCAGGAUUAACAAUAUGGUUACUUCUUGCUUCUGCCCCUUAAAUUCCUGCAGGACCCGGGCUGUUCAUUUACAUGAGCUUUUUCAGGCAGUCUUUGUUUCAAGGUGGUAAUCAGUGGAUGUUACUGCACUUAGGCCAUUAAAUUUGUGUAAACUUGUUAAAAAAAAAAA